AUGAGAGUAUUCGGUGAAUUUUUCGAGAGUGGAGAGGUUAACCUUUGCACCAACGCAACUUUCAUUUGCCUUAUUCCCAAGAAGGAGAAGUCGGUGAAGAUUGGGGAUUUCAGGCCCAUUAGCUUGGUUACAUCGCUUUACAAAAUUUUGAGGAAAGUUCUGUCCAAAAGAAUUAGAGAUGUUCUUGGGGAAACGAUUUCUGCUUCACAGGGCGCCUUCGUGCAUGGAAGGCAAAUUUUGGAUGUGGUCCUAGUGGCCAAUGAGGUUGUGGAGGAAUAUAGAGCGUUACAUAAGGAAGGGGUAGUAUUUAAGGUAGACUUUGAAAAAGCAUAUGAUCAUGUGGAUUGGGGUUUUUUGGACUUUAGCCCUGUUUGGUAG
This is a messenger RNA of Camellia sinensis, 378 nucleotides long. The record is from RefSeq and is a predicted model, not a curated record. Lineage: Eukaryota; Viridiplantae; Streptophyta; Magnoliopsida; Ericales; Theaceae.